This is a messenger RNA of Fonsecaea multimorphosa CBS 102226, 378 nucleotides long. RefSeq lists its product as uncharacterized. NCBI's taxonomy places the organism in Eukaryota, Fungi, Ascomycota, Eurotiomycetes, Chaetothyriales, Herpotrichiellaceae. Gene Ontology annotation, cellular component: L-cysteine desulfurase complex; mitochondrion. Gene Ontology annotation, biological process: iron-sulfur cluster assembly. The record is from RefSeq and is a predicted model, not a curated record. Bases 1 to 378 code for a protein of 125 amino acids. The transcript is spliced from 2 exons.
AUGGCCUCCUCCGCCCUGGCCACCGCAGCCGAUACCUCAGCGUUCAGUGUCCGGUCGCUGUACCGGUCGCUGCUACGCGAGGGGAACAAGUUCGCAAACUACAAUUUCAGAAUGUACGCGAGGAGGAGAACGAGGGAUGCGUUCCACGAGCACCAGCACGAGAGGGAUCCAAGACGGAUACAGGAGUUUAUGCAGAAAGGAUUGAAGGAGUUGCAGAUGCUGAAGAGGCAGACGGUAGUAUCACAAUUCUACCAGCUGGACAGACUCGUGGUAGAAGGCGGAAAGACGGUAUGCACCCCAUUCUCUCUUAUCCCUCGUGGUCUCUUUCUUACUUGCGCAUCCAGGGCAAAGAAAUUGGCGACCAUGGUGGAAUCGUGA